AUGAAUCCUCCAAAGCUUGAAUUCUACGACAAUCAUUCGGGUGCCACUAGUAAUGGUCUGGCCAACGCGACGAGUAAUGGCGCCCCCUCGUUGGCGCCACGUCUUUCUGCAUCACCUUCCACUUCGGUCUCUGGCUCUGAUGACGAGCGAGAUGGCUCCAAGAAACGCAAAAGGCCUAUGAAUGUUACGUAUGUCCUAGCUCCAUUCACAGUAUUCCGCUUUUUCGUUUUCACUCCUGUUUGUCUCUGCGAGGCUUGUAAGCAAAGAAAGGUCAAGUGCGAUCGACUACAGCCAUCUUGUGGAUGGUGUUCGCGCAACGACCAUCCUUGCGAAUACAAACAACGGAAAAAACCUGGAUUGAGAGCUGGCUACGGCAGAGAGCUUGAGUCGCGGCUCGAUCGCCUUGAGCGACUGCUUGAUGAACAAGGCCAACAGUUAGCCGCACACCUCUCUGCAACAUGCAUAAUCGACCAGCCUUCCGGCGUUGGGGCCGGCCCUCGUUCCAGUGUUCCAGUGAUUAGUCCAGAAGUUCAACAACGAGGCUCGUAUGAUGCUCAAGCCGUGACUUUCUCUGGCGACGUGAGCUAUCAAACAAUCGAACCGAACCUGCGCACUUCAAAUUCGCGACAUGGAUCGUUGCAGUACCCUGCUAGCCAAACUAAUAUCGCAGAUCCGCAGUUGACUCAGGCUCAGAGUUACUAUACACCGUCAGCAAACUCCUUGACCUCACCACAUUCCACGGCAGGGUAUCAAGGAACACAUGUCUUUAAUGAGCAUUCGGCCAUGCUCCCUCCCUAUGACCUCCUUUAUGCUCUGGUCGACCUAUAUUUCAAGCACGUUAACAUCUGGCUGCCUUUGCUGGACCGGAAGACGACCUUAGACACUCUCUUCGGGCCAUCUCCCCUUGACGAGGCAGACAGGGUUUUGUUACACGCACUGGUUGCCACCGCAUUGCGUUUUUCGACUGAUCCUCGUCUGACUCCCGAAAGUCGGCAGCAUUAUCAUGACACUUCUAAGCAGCGCGUACAACUUUUCGGAUUGGAAAACUCGAAUGUGAGGGCAUCGCAGGCACUCGUCAUUCUGGCAUUAGACGUCACGGGAACAACAAAUGGUCCUCCUGCUUGGAACCUGCUGGCAUUGAUCAGCAGAAGCAUGGUUCAACUUGGUCUUGCAGUAGAAUCUACCUCAUCAUUAGCAACUCCACUGUAUCCAUCUAUUGCAACACUUAGGGUAUCUGUGCUACCAGAACCCAAAAGUUGGAUCGAAGAUGAAGAACGACGCAGGCUCUUCUGGGCCAUCUUCCUACUCGAUCGAUAUGCCACCAUUGCAACCGCAUUUGAGUUCGCACUUGACGAAAAGGAGGUCGACCGCCGCCUACCUUGUCGAGAUGAUCUCUUUGCUGCGAAUAGGCUCGUGGAAACGCGUUGGUUCCACCCUCCUGAACGUCCGCGGUACGCCACCGGAAUUGCUGACAACCACGGACAUUUUUCAUAUCACUGUGAACUCAUGGCUAUCCUAGGUCACAUCCAUCAGUUUCUCAAACGUCCGAUUGACAUUGGUUCCCUGACCGACGUGGAGCAGUGGCAAGGCUCAUACCGUGCUCUUGACAGUGAUCUGAAUGCUUGGCACUUCAAUCUGCCUGACGAGUUCGCAAACAUCACCAGGCUGAUGAGAGCGAAUGUGCCUGCUAAAAAUAUCAAUUGCGGCUGGAUUAUGCUUCACGCAGCAUACUGCUUGACAGUCAUUCGCUUGAACUCGUCUGCAGCAUACCCGGCGCAGAGUUCGCCCAUCUUCUCCUCAUCAUACAGUGCCAUGCAGAGGUGUUUAUCUGCGGUCGAGAACUUGCGUCAGCUGUGUCGUUUCGUUAAGCUCAGUGGUUUCCUUGACAAAAUCGGCCCCCCAUUUGCAUUUGCCAUCUGGGUGGGUUCUCGUGUUAUGCUCGUGCACGGUUCGACCAUGGAUCAUGAAGUGGACCCUGAUAUUGACUUUUUCGUUACCACUCUAUCCGAAAUGGGCGAGCACUGGCUCGUUGCAAAGAGGUACAGCGAGAUAUUGGGGCGAGUCCUUGCAGAAUACAGACAAUCGCAACGCACAAGUGGGGUGACCGGGGAGAGAGUUACCCCUUCGACGGUGAAGAUACUCGCCGAUAUGCGGCGAUGUGCCUACGACUUAGACUUCUUGAUAUCGCGCCAGCCGCAUACAGCCGCAGUCAGGUCGUACCACCCAACGCGAGCAAACACUCCGGCCCCCAAUGAACUGGAAUAUUUGGAUGUUUUCGACCUGUUCAACUUUCCACGUUUACCCAUGGCGCAAGAAGGGGUCGAUAAUGGUAAUGGACAAGGCAGUCUGGAUCAACCUGCGGCCCCAGACCUCUCUACAAUGGGAAAUAAUUUGAUUCCAAAUUUCGCAGUUCCCAAUCCCGAAGCUGAUUGGCUUUUUCAUACCGGCUAG
Exophiala bonariae is the source of this 2451-nucleotide messenger RNA. RefSeq lists its product as uncharacterized. The transcript is spliced from 4 exons. NCBI's taxonomy places the organism in Eukaryota, Fungi, Ascomycota, Eurotiomycetes, Chaetothyriales, Herpotrichiellaceae. Gene Ontology annotation, molecular function: DNA binding; DNA-binding transcription factor activity, RNA polymerase II-specific; zinc ion binding. Gene Ontology annotation, cellular component: nucleus. Gene Ontology annotation, biological process: regulation of DNA-templated transcription; DNA-templated transcription. The coding region runs from base 1 to 2451 and encodes 816 amino acids. The record is from RefSeq and is a predicted model, not a curated record.